Molecule: messenger RNA, 1795 nt
Organism: Coffea eugenioides
Lineage: Eukaryota; Viridiplantae; Streptophyta; Magnoliopsida; Gentianales; Rubiaceae
Product: AT-rich interactive domain-containing protein 2-like
Exons: 2
Coding region: 888-1625 (245 amino acids)
Source: RefSeq, a predicted model, not a curated record
AAUCGUUGAAACAAUACAAUUCCUUCUUGAAUCCUAAAUUCCUCUGAUAUCGGUUCGGACGCUCUGUUUAGCCGAUAUCCAGGGUUAGGGUUUAAUUUCAUAUAUCAGAAAUUUUCUUGAAUAUUAAUUCCCGGUGCACCGGUAAAUGGAUAACUCGAAUUCAAUUCAAGUUGUGUAGAAUUCGCAACACUAGAAAUGUGUUAUUCAAUUCAUGCAUGGGUAGAUUGAAGCUUAAGCGAUUCAGCAAAAUUUUUGCUUCUCUUGUUUUCAAUGAAGAUUGCUCCGACCAUCUAAACGUAAACGGCAAUUACCAGCAAAAUGGAGGUUUUUUUUUAUUUCAUUUGAUUUUAUUUAUUUCCCCGCAUAUUCUUGUAACAGAUAAUUUCAAUCUCAUGCUAGAAUCUUGUUGGCCUCCGUUUAUUGGCUGGAAUCCAUAAACAGAGUACAAGCUUGGUGGGCUUCUUGAAAUUUUGUGUUGUAAGAUAAAUGAACUAUUUUCUCUCCUUUUUUUUUUCGGAGGAGAAGCAAUGAAUUGUCGUCACCAAAAUCAAUUGCUUAUGCAAAGCAACGCCUUCUUUUGGUGGAAGGCAAAGCUAUUUUGCUGAAUCGCUAGCUCUGUGUCUUUGAGGUGCUUUUGAAAACUGUUGUCUGCAUGUAGUAUUUGCUAACUGAUAGUAGUAUUUCUUUUCUGUACAAUUUAGCGGCCUACGAUGACAUAAAAUCAAUUUUAAUCAAUAGCAUUACAGCCUCCCCCAGCACACAGUAUUGGGAGAGUGGAAUCGUGCAAUCCGAAGAAGCUAUUCGCUUGCUAAUAUCAUCUUCUCCAUCUUGAACAGGUUCCUUCCCCUUGCUUUACUGGUUAAAAAUAAUGACAGAAGGACGAAGAAAUGAAGCCCUCAAAGGAACUCCAUAUCCAGAAGGAGAACGAUCCAGUUCCUAAAGGUUGGAUAGAGUACAUAUGUGAUGAUAGUCUCAGACUCGCAAUUCCAGUCGGACCUCGUUUUCAGGCUGAUCUGCCAGCUUUGCCUGUUUCCCUACACAAGAAUGGUCAGCACAACAUGCACAGGAAAUCUCGCAGUUCAAAGUGGUUAAGCAUCAAGGUAUGGCCAACUAAAGGCAGAAGCCUGGAAGUCUCUGGAGAUGUGAUCGGAAAAGGAAGACCCAAGUCUUGUUCAUGUGUAUCCCCUGGAUCUGUUGAAUGCGUUAGACAGCACAUCAAUGCUAAGAAAAUCCAGCUGCAAUCUGAUCUGGGGCCUGCCUUUUGGCAAUGGAAAUUUGAAAGCAUGGGAGAAGAUGUUUCCAAGUUAUGGACUUUGGAAGAACAGAAGAAGUUCAAGGAUGUUGUGAGAAUACAUGCCAAAUCUUUUGGUCAGAGUUUAAUCAAUUCCGCCCUUGAGUACUUACCUUGUCAAAGCAGAGAGACAAUAGUAAAUUACUACUUAAAUGUACAUAUUCUACGGCGAAUAGCUAAACAAACCAGGUUGGGCUCUUCAAGGAUUGACACAGAUGAUGAAUCGGAAGAGACUCCUCCUGCCAAGGGAUCUAGAAAGCGGCUCCAGGCCAAUCAUGUUACCUCAAGUAUUUCCAAAUAUGUGAAGACCAAAUACCUGAUGGGUCGAAGAUGAUGCUGCAAUAAGCAACUUUCUGAUCUUAUGACACCCCAUGCCCUUGUGUGUGGAGUUCAUCCUUUGUUUGUAGAUAGUAUAAUAGCUGAAGCAGGACUAGGUUUUCCAAACUCAGUUUUCUUGAAGGCAUGUAAAGUUCAUUCAUAUCUAUCAACUUGUUUGUUGUUGUG